AUGGCAUCCGCUAAGCGUGAGGCUCUCUCUGCAUGCACGUCGGUGGAGUCCAUGGGUAGUUCGAUGGCUUCAAUGCCCUACUACCUAUCCAAGGGUACCAACGAGCUUGUGGCUUCCUCAGUUGAUGAGGCCGUUUCUGCCCUGAAGUCCGUGUUGUUGAUGACUAUCACGGGCGUCGGGGAGAUCCUUUGGUUUGUCAUUAACAUGAUGUACUCCACCUACGCCUGUCUCAUUACAAUGGCCGUUCGUGGCACAGUAGGGGCCGGGAUCGAAUUGAUCAAGGAAGCUACUGAGUGGAUCAACAAAACCCUGAAGACAAUCAGUGGCGACAUUGAGAGUACCGUCGACGAAUACAAAGACGAACUGAACUCAUUCCUCGAGACAAUCAACAAAGUGGCUAGCGUGUUCUCGGAUGAUCCUAGUCCAAUCAACCUCAACGGCACAAUUAGCACGCUGGAGAAUUUGUCUCUUCCGUCGUCAGUUAACCGCACGGUCGAAAAAUUGGACAGCAUCGUCCUCCCCAACUUCAAAGAGAUCCAAAAUUACACAAAGACCCUCUUCGAAACACCCUUUAAAGAAGUCAGGGAUUUGGUCAACGGCACUUUGGGCACUUACAGCUUCGAUCGAUCCGCUCUCCCGGUCCCUGCCAAGACACAGUUGACCUUUUGCAACGACAACAAAGGAAUCAACGAUUUCUUUAACGGUGUCACUAAGCUGACACUAAAGGCACGCAAAAUAUUCAUUGCUGUCCUCGUCAUUGCUGCCAUAUUGGUGUGCAUUCCAAUCGCUUGGCAAGAAAUCCGCCGAUGGCGCUCAAUGAAAGAGCGCUCCCAGCUAGUUCGCAAGGAAGCCCAUGACCCAAUGGACGUUGUCUACAUUGUCUCACGGCCAUACACCGCCGCUGCAGGUAUCAAGGCAGCAAGUCACUUCAGCAAUAGUCGCCGACAGAUCCUCGUUCGAUGGGCUAUUGCGUACGCAACAUCCAUCCCUGCUCUUUUCGUGUUGGCUCUUGCACUAGCGGCACUAUUCGGUUGUCUGUGUCAAUACCUCCUCCUGCACUCGGUGAAACAAACGGUUCCCGCACUGAGUGCUGAGGUGGGCGAAUUCGCAGACAAGGUCGUCGGCGCACUAGAAAGUGCCUCGACAGAUUGGGCUACCGACGCCAACAAAGCAAUCAUCAAUCUCGACACUGACCUAAACCACAAUGUCUUCGGCUGGGUCAACACCAGCACGCACGCCAUAAACGGGACUCUAAAUUUCUUCAUCUACAACACAUCCAGCGUUUUGAACGAGACCUUCAAAGGCACCCUUCUACAAGAACCGGUCUACGAGUUAUACGAGUGCCUCAUCGGCCUCAAAGCAGAGGCACUCCAAAAGGGUCUGAACUGGGUAGCUGAUCAUGCACAUAUCUCCCUCCCCACUCUUCCGAACGACACAUUCUCCGCCGGUGCCGCCUCCAGCAUCAAUGAUCCCUCCAAUCCCUCCGACAGCUUCCUCGCUGAUGCUGGCGAUCAGACAGCCAACAAAAUUACCGAGGUUGUCAUCAGUGUGAUCAACAAACUGGAAGCAGCGGUGCGCAUCGAAGCCAUCAUUGCAACUGUCAUUCUCCUUCUCUGGGUGUUCAUUGCCUUGAUUGGUAUUAUUCGUGCCAUGAUGCUUUUCUGGAGUCGCGACAAAAGCCGCGGCGAGGGGGCCAGGGUCAUACCUUAG
This is a messenger RNA of Penicillium verrucosum, 1710 nucleotides long. RefSeq lists its product as uncharacterized. Bases 1 to 1710 code for a protein of 569 amino acids. NCBI's taxonomy places the organism in Eukaryota, Fungi, Ascomycota, Eurotiomycetes, Eurotiales, Aspergillaceae. The record is from RefSeq and is a predicted model, not a curated record. The transcript has a single exon. Gene Ontology annotation, cellular component: mating projection tip.